CACGUUACACAAUUCCGCAUAUUAGUAGGCUAUAAAUAAGUGCCUUGUUACAAUAGGUUUUGCCUACAGUAGCAAAUCUGGUCAAUGCAGGCCAGUUUAGCUACUGUUGCUGAAAUAUAGCUAAUUAUGAUUUGGAAAUGUAUGGAUAGGCGAAGUUAUCUAGUCUAAGUGGAUCUUGGUCUGCAAUGAGAACAAUAGUAACUGUAACAUGUUUCAGAUAAUGUACUUUACAUUACUGACAAUGUUAAACCUAAAAAUUGUUCAGUCAAAAUAUAGACUUGUUUACCACACAAUUUUAGUACGGCAUUAACUAGCUAGUAGCAUACUGCCUGGAAAUAUUAUCUAGCUUGUUCAGCUAACAAAAGCCUAUCUUGUGUUCCAUUCAGUAGUUGGCCUACCAAAAAUGAGCUUGAUGACUGCAUAGAGACUAGGCGUUGGCCAGCUACCCAUUAUAACGUUAACUUCUCCGUCCUGAAACAGUUUUUCUGAAGCAAGCAAGAAAUUUGGGAAAAUAUGGACGUCCACAGCUGCACUGGUAUCGGUGAUUAUGAAAUAUUGGUUGAAAUCGGAGAGGGCGCCUAUGGCAAAGUGUACAAAGCCAGAGAGACGAAGGACAAGCAACGCCUCGUCGCACUGAAGAAGCUGAAUAUACCAAACGACCCGGAGAGCGGCAUACCUGCGUUCAUGAUCCGGGAGGUGGCGCUGUUGCGAAAAACUGAGUGCUUCAACCACCCAAAUAUUGUGAAGUUACUAAACGUAUCGGCCGGACUACGGAAUCGAACCUUGGACUUAACGUUGGUUUUUGAGUACAUCGAUCAAGACUUGACAACGUUCCUUGCGUCAGCCCCACCGAGCGGAUUGAGUCUGGAAAAAAUUAAAGAUAUGAUGCGUCAGCUGUUGACCGGGCUGGAUUUUCUCCACACCAACAUGCUGGUGCACCGCGACCUGAAGCCGGACAACGUGCUGGUCAGCAGCCGAGGGGAGGUGAAGAUCGCCGAUUUUGGGCUGGCCCGAAUCUACAGCCAUCAGAUAGCUCUCACGCCCUGUGUGGCGACGCUGUGGUACAGGGCCCCAGAGGUGCUCCUGCACUCUGUGUACAUGCCCUCUGUGGACAUGUGGAGCGCAGGCUGCAUCUUCGCUGAGCUCUUCCUCCUCAGGCCCUUGUUCCGCGAGUUCUCCGAGGCGCGGCUGCUGCAGAAUAUCUUUGAUGUCUGGCGUUCAACCCCGCCAAGCGGAUCUCGGCCUCCAGGGCGCUGGCCCACUCUUUCCUGACUGGACCCUGAAGGGGGGCGGAGCCUGAGGCGGAAAUCUGGGGGUGCGGUGCCCCGGUCUGGGCCAAGCUCUACAGAAUAAGUUUUUCUGCUGAAAUUGAACUUUGAUUUCCCAGCUGACUGAAUACCCAUUAUUGAGCAGGUGCUGAUUUUCCCAGUUCCUUUGGAUUCCUUGUGUCGUAAGGUGCAUCUUAUAAUGUGAAAUGAGAGAGCCCGGAACCGCACGGCGAAAAUAGCGGUAUCCUGGGAGAGGAACAGCUGACUGAGUCUGAGCCAUCAUGCAUAACAAAUGCUCAGUGUUCAUUUCCUUCUCAUUUGUAGAAUUUGUAGUUCUUUGUAGUUCUUGACAUCUGAAAGAAAAUUAUUCAAAUUGCACCAAGCUCCCCCCGUCCCCCCACCCCCACUUGCAGAUAUUCAUACAGUAACGAUGCGCUGCUUUAAGAUAUCACCUCAGGUAUUAUUAACGAAUGAUACCAGACGGAUGGACAUUGUAAUAAUGACGUCAAAUUCCACGCUGCUGCAGGUUGUGACCAUUACAAAAUAUUCAUGAAAUUAAUGUUUUUUAUUCACCAGCACAUUGUGUUUUGAGUGCAUGGUGUGUGUUUGUGGUGACUGCUAAGGGGUUUGUACUGUUCAUAUCUGUCUUGUAUUGUUGUUGGAUGGGCUUUUAAUAAAAGGAGAAAUAAAACAAAAAAUAAGUUUUUACAA
Messenger RNA from Anguilla anguilla (European eel), 1979 nucleotides. Its product is annotated as cyclin-dependent kinase 4-like. Lineage: Eukaryota; Metazoa; Chordata; Actinopteri; Anguilliformes; Anguillidae. Gene Ontology annotation, biological process: regulation of gene expression; protein phosphorylation; signal transduction. The record is from RefSeq and is a predicted model, not a curated record. The transcript has 7 exons. Gene Ontology annotation, cellular component: cytoplasm; cyclin-dependent protein kinase holoenzyme complex; nucleus. Gene Ontology annotation, molecular function: cyclin-dependent protein serine/threonine kinase activity; ATP binding; cyclin binding. The coding region runs from base 514 to 1272 and encodes 252 amino acids.